Molecule: messenger RNA, 1461 nt
Organism: Westerdykella ornata
Lineage: Eukaryota; Fungi; Ascomycota; Dothideomycetes; Pleosporales; Sporormiaceae
Exons: 6
Coding region: 412-1380 (322 amino acids)
Molecular function (GO): metallopeptidase activity
Source: RefSeq, a predicted model, not a curated record
GGUCUUUAUAAUUAGCCCACGUUUCGACCGGACAGGCUUCGUUAAGACGAUGGUAAUCUUAACUCGGCCCAGCUCAGAUCUUGUUGAUCCCGAAGGAUUUCGCGGCCCAGGAGAAACUCGAGCAAGCGGCACGAUGAGGUCAGGACUUCGGUGCUGGGGCUGUGCUCGGUCCCAACUUAUGAUGACCUGAGAUGGGGCCGAAAUCUUACAGAGCCGCCGUGACUAUGCACAUUUUGGGGAACUACACGAAAUGUCGGCUGUUUCAUACCCUCCAAUGGCGAAAGUGAAGCGCGAUUUUAAAUAUGAACGUCGAGCGCGUCCUGAAUAUGUUGAGAGGGUACUUUUCAACUUCAGACUUCGACAGGACACUGCCGGUUUUGGAACAAGUGAACAGGAUACAGGGCUAGAGCAAUGUUGCGACCAUCCCUUCGAGCAGCAGCAACACUCAGUCUUCUGUUUGUUGCCGGCCAUGCCUACACCAUCGACGAAGAUUGUGGAAAUGACCGAGACCUAGUCCGCACGGCUGCCGAUCACGCAUUCGCGCUGGCGGCAAACGCGGUAACAGAGCUUCGCAAAACGCCCAUCAAUCCAGACAUCGACCACGUGGUCGAACAGCUAUUCGGAUACACCGCUGCUCAACGGCCAUGGGGGCCUCGAAUUGAACAGAAACUCGGCAAUCUUGCUCCAAUUUCGACGCUUGACGGGUCAGUUGAUGGAGCUACUGAUGUUAGGAUUUUCUGCACAACCAAGAGGAUAGAGAAGCGAAAAGACGGGCGAUACUACAAUAAAAACACCGAGUCUGUGUACCAGGAAGACGAGAUAUCGAACCGCUUCGCACAUUGCCUCGAACUCACUCCCCCAACCGCCGCCAUAACCUUCAACCCCGAGGGACAAGCCUCAGAAAUCCAAAUCUGCCCGUGGUUCAUGACCCAGGUCCGCGGCUUCAAGUUCCGCGAUCUCACGGAGCUUAGGGCUGGUUCUCUAACCCUGGGCGCUCUGGCCAAGAUCUCUCUGCCCGUAAUAAGCUCGAUGGCAUAUACGCCUAUCGAUAUGUUUCAGGUCUUUGACAAGGUCAUUCUGCAUGAGUUGACACAUACGACACAAGCCGGCGACCCUAAGCCAGCGGAGGAUAUGCAGCCCAACCCUUACGGUUGGAAGAACUGCAAAGAGUGGGCGCGCAAAUUUGUGGAGAGCAAAGGCGACUUUGACAGACCGCCCGACUUCAAGGACCCGCAAAAUAACUCGGAUAGUAUUGCACUUCUCUGCAGUGCCAUUGAGUUGAUUGGACUCGGUGUGAGAGUCAAUGAUGACGGCAGCUUGAAUCCGCCCCAGAGCAGAAAACGAGAUGUUGUCAUGUAUCCAGUAUCUUGGGUUGCUUAAUUUGACCAGAUAACUAUUCAGUGAAUUACGGGAGCGGUUAUCACGUCAGCUGUAUCUGUAUCAGAACACAUCAAUAUAGAC